CCUAGCUUCUCGCUAACAAACUUUCAAGAGGUUUAAUUUGAUACAAAGUUUUAAUUUUUUAUGGUUAGGAUCACUUGAUGUGACUUAACAUUUUUUCCAAUUAUGUUUGUUCAUAUGGCAGAAGGGCAACACUGGUUCGAUGCAAAUGAUUAUGGUUCGGGUUUUAAUGAGUUUUUGCCCCUUUAUAAAAUUCAUGCUAGAGGUAAUGGAUUCCUUGUGAGAAACAAACUCAUUAUUGUCGCUGAGGUACAGAUUCUUCCAGCUAUUGGUGUACCAAAGGAUACUGUGAAGAUAACUGAACCUCUGAGCUGCAGAGAAGGAAAUCAAGCUACUGAUGCAUCUGAAGAAGAUUCAGAUGAGGAUGCAUCUGAAGAGGAUUUGGAUGAUGAUGAUGAAUCUGAAGAGCGUUUAGAUGAUGAUGAUGAAUCUGAAGAAGAUUUGGAUGAUGAUGAUGAUGAUGAUGAUGCGUCAUCUCCUGUUUCUGAUGAUGAAGGUCAGGAAAUAUGUCCCUUGAACCAACUGAAUGCCUGGAAUAAAGCUUCUCGUUCAGUAGGAAACCGUGGUAUGAAUUGUAACAAUGUGGUAGUUUCCGAUGCGGAUACUGAUGAUGCCGCGAAAGAAGAUCUGUUUGAGGAUGGUACAGUUGAAGAGGAUCCGGAUGAUGAUGCUUCAUCUCUCCACCAAUUGAAGUCCAUGUUGGACACCUCGAAGACAGUAGAAAAUGGUGGUUCAGGGUGUAACAAUAAGGCACCUGUUUUUGAUACGUGGAUUAAUGAUUUUCUAAAAGAGAUUACUCAACCAGCAAAGGAAACCAUGGAUGUCAAUGGUUUUCAGGUUCUUACUUCACAGGUACAAUCAGUGAGGCAGAUCUUCAAAAGACACCCGGACACAGCAAUAGGGAAAUACAAGCCUAAGAGCCCGUACGAAGAAAACCUUAACUUCAUCAUCAAUGACAUGUAUAAAGACACUUUUGUAAGAGGUUUCGUCUACGCCUACCAUGGUGACGAUCCCAAUACCGUCUACAUCUUGCUCCAAUGCCGGGGUGACUCCUACGGCCCAGAGUGUGGCUCCUGCCUCACUACCGCCUCCUCGGAGCUACGUAGGAGAUGUCCGAUGAACAAGGCUGGAAUAGUAUGGUUUGACAAAUGUCUUCUCAAGUUUUCUCCAACCGCUUUCUUCGAGAAGAUCGAUGACAAGAACAAGUUCUAUAUGUACAGCACGAAGAAAGUAAGCGAUCCGGCGUCGUUCAAUGCGAAGACAAAGGCUCUACUAACUGAGCUGACCACGAAAGCUACUCGUAGAUCAGAUAAGUUAUUGUUGUACGAGACAGGGGAGAUGAAACUCGGGAAGAUGAAGCUGUACGGAAUGGUGCAGUGUACACGGGACCUAUGGUUUACGGUUUGUAAGACAUGUUUGGAUAAGAUUAUUGGGGAGCUUCCUAAAUGUUGUGAUGGUAAAGAAGGAGGGAGAGUUGUGAGUGGGAGUUGUAACUUUAGGUAUGAGAUUUACCCUUUUCUUGACACUGUUCGAUGAGAUCUCCAAAUUUUGUUUCUUUGUCAACCGGAGAGCUCCAUAUAUAGUAAAAGGGGUUGAUUGGUGACCAUAUCAGUAAACAGCAGGAAGUUCAAUAAAUGAAAGUUUUAGGG
This is a messenger RNA of Arabidopsis arenosa, 1646 nucleotides long. Lineage: Eukaryota; Viridiplantae; Streptophyta; Magnoliopsida; Brassicales; Brassicaceae. The record is from the annotation of a GenBank genome assembly.